Anopheles darlingi is the source of this 2313-nucleotide messenger RNA. Its product is annotated as ADP-dependent glucokinase. The coding region runs from base 116 to 1612 and encodes 498 amino acids. Gene Ontology annotation, molecular function: ADP-specific glucokinase activity. Gene Ontology annotation, cellular component: endoplasmic reticulum. The transcript is spliced from 3 exons. NCBI's taxonomy places the organism in Eukaryota, Metazoa, Arthropoda, Insecta, Diptera, Culicidae. Gene Ontology annotation, biological process: glucose metabolic process. The record is from RefSeq and is a predicted model, not a curated record.
AAAAUCGGCAAAACCGCUCCGAUGCCGCCUUUCGAGACCGGUUUUAAGUUGUGAAUUCCACCGUUUUCCCCGAUUAUGUUGUAAACUAUUACGUGUAAUAAUCAACGUAAACAAAAUGUUUUCCUUGCUGAGCACCGCGACCAUGUUCGGCGCCUUCACUGCCUUGUUCGCGAUCAUCUUCCAAGCGUAUCUCUCGUCGAACGAGCUCGUCAAGCUCACGGUCAUCCUGCAACAUUUACGGGACCUAGAGGUGGAGUUUCCGGUUGCGGGGCCCCGCGUCGCUAUCGGUUACGGCUCGUGUAGUGAUCUGCAUGUUCGAGCCGUUAAUUUCCUAGCGCAUAACGAGACCAUAGUCAGCGGCCUUAACUUCACCGACUACACCUUCGACGACAUAACGACUGAAGAGGAGUUCCUGCUCAAUUUUGCGUACUACUUUCAACAGGGAGCAGCGGCUGAACGAUUCACGGCCAAUCGAGAACUAUUCCUACGGCUGGUGCAACGGGCCAAAAAGUCUUCUUCCGCGGAUCACCACUGGGCGCUGGGUGGCAAUGCACCGGUCAUCGGUUCACGGAUGGCAAUGGAGGGUGCAAAUGUGCUGCUCGGAGCAAAAAUGUCGAACAAAUUGAAAUCCCAUCUGCGGCCAGAGGUGUUGCUGACUGGUAGUCUCAUCGAAGACGAUGACAUUCAUCUCAUCCUGGAGUACAAUACUGGCGAUACGUGGGGACAGCUCGUUUCACCACGUGCCAAUCGUUACAUUCUGCAUAACGAUCGACACAAUCCGAUGCUCAGUUCACUCGAGGAGUUUGACGCCGCACUGCCUGACUUCAAUCCGGAUCUGUUCAUCGUAAGUGGCCUUCAAAUGAUGGACAACUAUAUGUACCAACCGGGGGUUCGCGAGGCACGAUUACUAAAGGUACAACACCAGAUGCAGGCACAGUCCCCCCAUACACUCAUUCACUUCGAGAUGGCAAGCUUCGUAGAGCUGGAGCUGUUGCAGCAGCUGAUGCGCUACGUACUCCCGUACAGCGAUUCGAUCGGUAUGAACGAGCAGGAGCUCGACAAUUUGCGACAAGUACUGGAAACGGGUAGGAUCAGUUUGGUGGCCGAUUCAAAUCCGCGAGUUGCUCAUUCGCUCGAUCAAGCACGGAGCGUCUUUGCUCGGCUGAACCAACAAUUUGUUGGUAACGAUGCUACGGGAAAGCGGCGUCCACUGUCGCGAAUCCAUCUACACACGCUUGCUUACCAGGCCUUCAUAGUGUCCAAGGGAAGUAGUUGGAAGCAUACAAAGCAAGCAGCCGCGAAAGCAUCGCUCACCGCACACCGACACGUGUGUGCGAGCACGAUCGUCAACCCGGAUGCAUCCUACCUGCAGAUGGAUGGCAGCUUUGCCGUCUCGGCUAAACCGGGUGCACGUCGAAUUCCCUUCGAUAAUCGGGUGCCUGUAUCAUGUUGGGACGAAUCAAUUCCAUUAUCCUUGGAUGGUGAUAAAGCGAGCCUAAAGGCUGUGGAAGUGGAAAUCUGUGUCGCUCCGGUCUUGAUUUGCAAAAAUGCUAAACAAACAGUGGGUGCCGGCGAUAACAUAUCCGGAGCCGGGCUGGUGCUACAAAUUUGAUGACGCCAUCGGCUAAACUCAUUCCACCCUGUUACCGGACAAGACUGCUACAGUUGCCCAGACUGCCAUGGAGCGGAUAAUCUCAAAUAGCGUUCCAUUUUAACGCGUAAUCGCUGGUCUAAUCAUCGAUAUUUUGUUAAAUGAGAUUUUCUAGUUUAUUGAAUGACGAGCAUAAGAGACAUUUUAACAUUCCAUUGGUUGAUGCUUAAAAUUGUAGUAAAACCUAUCCAAUAACACGUACAGUGGCCACAUAGCCUGAGGACGAGGGGCCUCUCGGUAGAGAAUGAAACGUAAUUUCCAAUUGCACUCGUUACACCACAGUCGUUCACUGCUCCGACGCAAUUGAUCUUAAAUUUUAGAGACUGACUUAGCAUUUUAGCCAAUCAAUUAUCAAUAGUUCAUACCAUGCAUGGCUGCUCACUUGAACGCUAAUCCUAGCUAGGUGAUUCAGACUUAAGAAGUAAACCAGCGAACCUUUGAAGACAAAGUAGGCUUAACAGCGGAAAUUCGUAGACGAUCAGACUUCUGUUGCCCACAGCUCAGACCCAAUAAAAUCCCUAUCGCCUCUCAUCGUAAAAUCAAACGAUUUAUUUGUGCUAGCCUUGUACGGAACGAACUACGUUAAAGUUAAAUACACGAUUGAAUAAAUGAAUUGCGCUUGUCCUCGGUGAUUGGUAGAGGUAACUUCGCUUCUGACCCAA